UGCACGUUUGUAGGAAUGGCCAUAGAGAAGCGAACGAAAUGGUUGGUUCGUAUGGUGGUCUUUCAACGGCUUUUGUUCUCGAUUGCCGCAAGGCGUUCGUGCGCCGUCUGGCCGGGCAACCGGAUGCAAGAGGCCGAGAUGAGGCAUAUGGUCGGUUUCGGGGGAGCUCGCGCGUCCCUUUUCGCCUAUAGGCAUUCCAGCAGAAAGGCAGAGGCCCUUGUUCUGGUCCGGCUACGUGACCCUUUGAAGAAAAGACCAAUCUAUUCGAACGCGCUAGGCUGGAGUCAUAAACAAGAAAAAAAACAGCAACAUGUGCUGCGAACGAGGAGUACCGAGCGCCGUAGAGUCCCCUGUCCGGACCCAUAUGGGUGACAACACCCGCUAAAAAAACAAAAUAAAUAAAUACAUAAACAAAAUGACACGUGCAAACGAUUUGCCGCAUGGAUGGUUUGUCGAGAACAACGAGAGGGAGAUUGUGGCACAGUGAUGGACAUAGCAAAUUGCAAGCGCGUGUCGUCUGCUAGGAAAGUGUCGUCUGUUAGGAAAGUGUCGUUUGUUAGGAAAACAAGUUGUGGGGCUCGCGCGCCGUCCGCGCGCCGCAUUUGCUACGAAGUUGUUGUCCUGUCAACAAGCUCACGUCGCACUCACGUACGCUCUCCUCCGAAGAGAAUGCACCGCAACGCAAGACGGCACCUCGUUUUACUGAAGACGAGAAGAGCCUACUGACCGCACUUGUCAAUGACUGCAAGCAUAUUGUAGAAUGUAAAAAAACUGAUGUCGCAUCAUUGGCAAAGAAGAACGAAACAUGGAAAGAAAUAGCUAAACAGUAUAAUGCGAACCACGGGAUUACGCGGCGUGACCACCUCCAACUGAAGAAAUGUUGGAACAAUCUCAAGCAAAAGUGGAAAGAGGAAGCUGCAAAAGAAAAGCGAGAGCGCCACAAAACUGGAGGUGGACCGGCACCUUCGACCAUGGCCCCCAUCCACCAGUUGGUGGGAUCGAUUGCUGGCCACAUAGCAACGUGGGUAGAUAACCCUUUAGAUUCAGAUGGGACCCAAUACCAGCCUCCCGUCGAAAGUCUACCUGUGGUGAGGCUACUCCAACCAAUGGUGGAUGGGCAAAAUGAGCUGGACUUUGACUUUCAAGAUGAUCAGUGGGAUGCCGCGAGCCUUGCUGAGCAGUCACAGCCACCAGCAGCUACUGAAGCAAAUGAGGACAACACCUCCUCUUCGAUCGUGCAGCCCAACACCGAGCAAAACGCUCCUGCAGCAGGCCACACCGACAGCUCCAAUGCUUUUGGAGCUGCUGUUAGCUGCAGUUUUGCUGCAGCAACUGCCACUGGGGACGUCUGCAGGACUCCAAGGGGGCGGUUGGCCCUUUUGGAAAAGACGUUGAACGCUGAAAACGACGUCCGUUCAGAGCUCCCGAGGGAGGAGCAUGCUGUCCGUGUGCGGCUGCUUCAGGAGAACCACGCCGCCACGCUGCAAGAACGAGCAGAAAAGAGGGCAUUUGAAAAACAAGUAGAAGAGCUUGAGCUUACGAAGCAAAAAAAUGAGCUGGAGAAACAAAAGCUGGCCAUAGAGAUUCUUCAAAUAGAAAAAGAAAUUAAAAACGAACAGCUCCGCAGGCUGCGGUGUACUGAGACACAUGAAAAAUAAAAGAAUCUGUCAGCAAAAAUGUGAUGUGCUGAAACCACGCAACAGUACGUUUGGAUGCGUCCAUUGUUCAAAAGUGCAUGGCCGGGUGUAGCAGUCCUGAGAAGCUUUUGCAUGCCUG
This is a messenger RNA of Dermacentor andersoni, 1776 nucleotides long. The record is from RefSeq and is a predicted model, not a curated record. Lineage: Eukaryota; Metazoa; Arthropoda; Arachnida; Ixodida; Ixodidae.